Pseudopipra pipra is the source of this 1655-nucleotide messenger RNA. It is a transcript of the gene TIAL1, whose product is annotated as TIA1 cytotoxic granule associated RNA binding protein like 1. Gene Ontology annotation, cellular component: nucleus. The record is from RefSeq and is a predicted model, not a curated record. NCBI's taxonomy places the organism in Eukaryota, Metazoa, Chordata, Aves, Passeriformes, Pipridae. Gene Ontology annotation, molecular function: DNA binding; mRNA binding. The transcript has 12 exons. Bases 219 to 1385 code for a protein of 388 amino acids.
UUCCUGAGCGUCUGGUGGCGGCCGCCAUUUUGUGGUGCCGCUUCUGCCUCUCCCGCUCGGGAUCCGCGGCCGCGGGACCUGGCGCGGGGGCCACGCCGAGCGGGGCGAGCCGCGGCCGCCCGCACCCUCCUCGCCUUCCCUUCGCCUCCCCGCGCGGCCCGGCCCCUCCGGCGCUGCCCCAGGGGCGCGGCUGCGGAGAGCGGCGCUCGCCCACCAUCAUGGAAGACGACGGGCAGCCCAGGACCCUCUAUGUAGGAAACCUCUCCAGAGAUGUGACUGAAGUUCUCAUACUUCAGUUAUUCAGCCAGAUUGGACCAUGCAAAAGCUGUAAAAUGAUAACAGAGCAACCCGAUAGCAGAAGGGUCAACUCUUCUGUUGGAUUUUCUGUUUUGCAGCAUACAAGCAAUGACCCUUAUUGCUUUGUGGAAUUUUAUGAACACAGAGAUGCAGCUGCUGCAUUAGCUGCUAUGAAUGGGAGAAAAAUUUUGGGAAAGGAGGUCAAAGUAAACUGGGCAACAACACCAAGUAGCCAGAAAAAAGAUACAUCCAAUCACUUCCAUGUGUUCGUUGGGGAUUUAAGUCCAGAAAUAACAACAGAAGACAUCAAGUCAGCAUUUGCUCCUUUCGGUAAAAUAUCGGAUGCACGGGUAGUUAAAGAUAUGGCAACUGGAAAGUCAAAAGGCUAUGGUUUUGUAUCUUUUUAUAACAAACUGGAUGCAGAAAAUGCUAUUGUACACAUGGGAGGCCAGUGGUUGGGAGGCCGCCAGAUCAGAACUAACUGGGCAACGCGGAAACCACCAGCCCCCAAAAGUACACAAGAAAAUAACACAAAACAAUUGAGAUUUGAAGAUGUAGUAAAUCAGUCAAGUCCAAAAAAUUGUACUGUGUACUGUGGAGGAAUUGCCUCUGGGCUAACAGAUCAACUUAUGAGACAGACUUUUUCCCCAUUUGGACAGAUUAUGGAAAUAAGGGUGUUUCCAGAAAAAGGUUACUCAUUUGUCAGAUUUUCAACCCAUGAAAGUGCAGCACAUGCUAUUGUUUCAGUUAAUGGAACCACAAUUGAAGGACAUGUUGUUAAGUGUUAUUGGGGUAAAGAAUCCCCUGAUAUGACUAAAAACUUCCAACAGGUGGAUUACAGCCAGUGGGGGCAGUGGAGCCAAGUCUAUGGCAAUCCCCAGCAGUACGGGCAGUACAUGGCUAACGGCUGGCAAGUACCAUCCUAUGGGAUGUAUGGCCAAGCAUGGAAUCAACAGGGGUUUGGAGUAGACCAAUCUCCAUCUGCUGCCUGGAUGGGUGGAUUUGGUGCUCAGCCUGCCCAGGGACAAGGUGCUCCUGUAAUACCUAACCAAGCUGGAUAUGGUAUGGCAAGUUACCAAACACAGUGAGCUGGGACUCUGUUUUAAAGUGUGUAUUUCAUGAUAGGCUGCAGUUUCCAGUGACAUUCUGAAGACUGGAAUGUAGACAAUGAAAAAAGAAAAUAUUUAUUUUAAAAAAUGGAAAUGUUUGGAACCUUUAGCACAGCUUUGCUUUGGUGAAGGACACAAAUGUCUUCUAGUUCUGCCUUUUUAAGUUUUUGUUCAUGAUGGAUAUGAACAUGUUUUUCUUUGUGUACAAAAAUUAAAAAUAAAGUCAAUAAAGACAAUUCUGACUACAAA